This is a messenger RNA of Camelus dromedarius (Arabian camel), 3472 nucleotides long. It is a transcript of the gene IQCE, whose product is annotated as IQ motif containing E. The record is from RefSeq and is a predicted model, not a curated record. Gene Ontology annotation, molecular function: protein binding. NCBI's taxonomy places the organism in Eukaryota, Metazoa, Chordata, Mammalia, Artiodactyla, Camelidae. The transcript has 24 exons. The coding region runs from base 637 to 2709 and encodes 690 amino acids.
GGCCGGCGGAGCCCGGGAAGCGGACGGCCGCGCCCGCAGCGCCCGGGGGCGAUCGGGCAGCGCCGCCGCCAUGUCGCUGGGCACCGGGGAGCCGGCCUCGGAGACGAGUCUGUUUAUUUGGAAUGGACUACCGUCCCCUCGUAACCCAGACGCAGUCACUCCGCACCUUUAAUCUGGACUCUCCUUGUUUGGGAGGCAUGCUGGAGGGUGCCCGACAUUACAGCCGCCCCCGUCCGUGUCACAGUGCGGCCUAACACAGACACACGACUCUCCUGGGAAGGUUCCCUUCCCUCGCUGACACGCAGGCACGAUGGAACACACUGGCCGCUGCCCGCUCUGAAUAUGCUGUCUCCUGGAGCUGGGUUUUGGGGUCCUGCGUCAGCAGCACGGCGGGGCUGAUUCUGCUCUGAGUGUGACUGUGGAGCCAACUGGUGCCUGAAGGUUUCACUGUUUGAUCUGUUCCUCCAGGGAGAUGACAGUCUGUCUGCGAUCACCUUUGACUCUGACCCUGAGAAGCUGAGUGCGAAAGCAAAGAGGAGAAGUUUCCACAAGCCUCCGCCCACAUCGCCGAAGUCACCUUAUCACUCUAAGCCGAGAAAAGUGGCCUCCUGGAGAGCUCUGAGGACAGCAGCGAGCAUGCCCCUCGGCAGCAGAAUGUCCUUGACCCCCCAGAAGCUGUGGCUGGGAAGCUCCAGGCAAGGAAGUCUGACCCAAGCCCUGAGAUCAGACCUCACCUUGGAGCGUGCGUGGACCACCCCCCCCAGCAGCACCCCCGACUAUCUGACAGAAGCCGUAAGAAUGAGGAGGUCAAAUCUCAGGCGUUCUGCCAGCCACGGCUCCGUCCCUGGGACCCCCAUCCACAGAGAGAAGGAGGACAUGUACGAUGAGAUCAUCGAGCUGAAGAAGUCAUUACACAUGCAGAAGAGUGAUGUGGAUCUGAUGAGAACAAAGCUUCGGCGCUUAGAAGAGGAAAACAGCCGAAAGGACCGGCAGAUAGAACAGCUCUUGGAUCCGUCCCGAGGCCCGGAUUUUGUUCGGACUCUGGCAGAGAAAAGGCCUGACACUGGCUGGGUGAUCAACGGGCUGAAGCAGCGGAUUGUCAAGCUGGAGCAGCAGUGCAAGGAGAAGGACAGCACCAUCAACAAACUGCAGACUGACAUGAAGACCACCAACUUGGAGGAGAUGAGGAUCGCCAUGGAGACGUAUUACGAGGAGAUUCAUCGUCUCCAGACUCUCCUGGCAAGUUCUGAAACGACAGGAAAGAAGCCUCCGGUGGAGAAGAAAAUCGGCCUUAAAAAGCAGAAAAAAAUGAGCAGUGCCUUCCUGAGCUUGUCCCGCAGCGUCCAGGAGCUCACAGAGGAGAACCAGAGCCUGAAGGAAGACCUGGACCGCAUGCUGAGCAACUCCCCCACCAUCUCCAAGAUAAAGGGUUACGUGGAGUGGAGUAAGCCCCGGCUGCUCCGGCGGAUCGCAGAGCUGGAGAAAAAAAUGAGUUCGAUGGAAAGCCUCAAAUCCCACGCCUCAGAGGUGGUCAGGUCCAACCCUCCUGCUCACUCCGCGUCCAGCUCCGUGGGGCCCCGGCAGAUGCGCCCGGACCGGCCGGACCGGCAGGAGGAGGGCGAGCGUCUGCGGGGGGCGGUGAAGAGCCUGAAAGGCGAGCGGAAUGCCCUGCACACCCAGCUGCAGGAAAGGGAUCUGGAAGUGAAGCAGCUCCUGCAGACAAAGGCGGAUCUGCAGAAGGAGCUGGAAAACAUGAAGGAGGGUGAGAAGGAGAGAAAAGAGAGAGAGGAGGCUUUGAGAGAAGAAAUUCGAGCACUCACCAAGAAGUUUCGAGAAUUGGAAGAAAUGAAGAAUGAAGAGGAAGAUGACCGCGUGGAAAUGACUCCUGAGACCCAGGAAGAACCCCGGCCCCCAAGCCCCACCGUCAGACCCUCCCAGCUGGACUCGGAGCCGGGGCCGGGGCCCGACAGUGACUGGAGAGAGGGCGGCCCCUCCCGGCCGCCCUCCGCCUGCUCUGCGGGGAGGAGAGACGCCGCUGCCCGGCUCCUGCAGAGCCGGUGGCAGGUGUACCGGCGCCAGAAAAAUAAGGCUGUUCUGAGUGAGGCAGCUACCGUGCUGCAGGCGGCUUUCCGGGGGCACCUAGCGCGGGCGAAGCUGCUAUCGAGCAGAGCGUGCGGCUCGCAUCCCCCCAGCGUGCCGAGCCCUCCCAGCCAGGCCUCCCCCUCGCCCCACGUUCUGAGCCCCGUCGUCCAGGCCGGGGGUGACCCGGGGCAAGAGGAGGCCAUCACCACCAUCCAGUCCGUCUUCCGGGCACACCUGGCACGGGCCAGGCACAGUGCCACCGGUCAGAGAGCCACCACUGCAGCGUGCACGGACAGAUCUGCCUGGGCCCCGCACAGCGAACCCCUGUCCUCACCCCUCCCUGCAGCUUCUCCUGGUGAUUUCAUUUCAUUUCGGAUUUCGUGUCAGGAAGACAGUGAGGGGAGCAGCGGGGAGCCGACGGAGGGGCCAGCUCCCGAGCAUGAAGCACCCAGGGGCCCAGGGAAGCCGGCAGCCCCGCCACCCGGCCCCGCGGAGCCCUCUCCCUCGGGGCUGCAGCCCGCCAUGCCUCCACCCGCGGAGGAAGUGAACUCGGACGACUCGGACGAGGUCGUCUUGGCGCCGGCUCUGCCCACGAGGAAAACUGCCUCCCCGCCCCUCACGUGGUGAUGCUCUGAGGGGAAGGUUAGGUUGAGAGGACCAGGCGUGUUCUACAGGACAGGAUACCUAAAACUGGAAAGUAGUGUGUCUUGUUAGGAAAAGAACAGUGCCUGCUUGGCACCUGCACGCCUUCCCGGUCUCUCUUGUUUUGCCUGUUGCCUCGCGGGUUUAAGGAACCCAGGUGCCUUUAUUGUGCCCUUGGGGGUGGUUGCCUCGUUCCCGCCUCCCCAGGGGCAGCUCACAUGGUGGCCUUAAGUGCCAGACAGAUGCACCUCCCCCUAUCGAUGCGCGGCCCGGGAGCCCCGGAAAGACACCUUCCCGGCACCUCACUGGCCAGCUUUGGCCGCGACUGGGAAGAGCUGCUCCACGUGGAGCUGGCGCUGACACCGCCCCCCUCAUCCUCCUCGACGUCCCCGCCGGCCAGAAUCUGCCCCGACUUCAGUGCAGCAGGUCAGGCUGGACACGCCGUGCCGAACCUUUUGGAGGAGUGCGCGAGGAGGCAGGCCAAUGGUAGGGGGUGGGUUCCCCUCAUCCCUGUGACGAAACGCUGCCAUGUCAGAAGUUUCUGAGACUUGGAUGACAUCAGGGUCCCCAAAUGGGUUCUUGUUCCUCGGGCUCCCUGCUCCUGCCCCUCACCACACGGACCUGUCUUCUGUCAUCUUCCCUAUCCCCUUGGGGCCCCGUCCCCAAGAGCUGCUGUUCCUGGGAAGGAGUAGGGUGGUAGGUUUUGUCACUGAGUAGAUUAAAAAACCACCAAAUUAUAAUCACAGAA